Messenger RNA from Xenia sp. Carnegie-2017, 966 nucleotides. RefSeq lists its product as uncharacterized. Bases 60 to 440 code for a protein of 126 amino acids. Lineage: Eukaryota; Metazoa; Cnidaria; Anthozoa; Malacalcyonacea; Xeniidae. The record is from RefSeq and is a predicted model, not a curated record. The transcript is spliced from 3 exons.
CUUAGCUACUGGUGGUCGGUAAGAAGUUAUCGCUAUAAUCAGCAGGCAUGUAAAUUCUGAUGGUUGGAAACUGUAUGGCAAACAAUGCAUUAAAACGCAAACUGAUGGUUUUAUCUGCAUUUGAAACUUAUGUUAGUCACAUGAAAAAGAUGCCCUUCAAAGGAAAUAAUCAACGGUCAGAAGCGUCGUUUAGUCACACAGAUAUCGAGCAAAAAGGUGUGGUGCCCUCCCAAACAAGAGAAGUGCUGGCCUGUAUGCCCAUAGGGCGCAAAUGUUACAUAAGAGCAGAAAAAUCGUUUAUUUUUUUCUUUAAAAACAAUGAUGGUCUCCACCAUUUAAAUCCAGUUGUCAGGCCAGAUUCUGCAAUAACCGCGAAAAUUUACUAUGGACCAGUAUUUGGAGGUGGUCAUGAUCUACAUCGCCAACAAUGCCAACUCUAAUUCUUUGUCAUACACACAAUACUUUGGACAUUCUACAAGCUCCAAAUGGUUAUACUUACGAAAGCAAUGCGACACAAACUUGUUGUAGGCACCCCUAACUUCACACCAGAUGAAGUGGAGGUGUUUUAUUUUUCUUCGUAAAGAAACUAAACAAGAAAGAAUAAAUCGCAUGAAGACAAAUAGAAUUUUCAGAAUUUUCAGCUUUAUCAGAGCAAAUUAACAGUAGCUUUUUGCUUAUGGAAGUCGCAUACUGUGUAAAAUAUUUUGUGUAGCAAUUUUAAUGUAAUAUCAUGUAAAUUUGAACGUGUAAUUAUGGAUUAUUUAGAGUUUAAUUUUGAACGACCUCAGCAUCAAGUGCAUGUAUUCCAGUGCUUCUCCAGUCAAAACGUCAUGAUUGUGAAGCUUGUUUUUGGUUUCUUUGCAUGGAAAUUGUCUGGCGUUCAUGGAAAUCGUAAUCAUUGUAAAAACUGUAAUAUACCUACCUAUAGGAGCUGUUCUUCCACUAAAUAUUAUGCAGGAAAAUUUA